GUGGUACCUUGUUGAUAAGAAGUGGUCCGCCACUAUUACGUUCUAUUUAAAUUGUUAAGAUUUUUCUUUAGCGUUUAUGAAAUUAUGUGUACCGUUCCUACUUUUGUAAAUGUGAGCAAAGAAGAAUUCAUAGCAAAUAUAUACCCCAAGAGAUUCCCUGCAGUGUUGCGAGGAGUUGACAUAGGCGACUGUGUGCAUAAAUGGAAUAAAGAAUACAUUUCAGAGAAAGUCGGCAACACUAAUGUAAAAGUUCACGUUAGCGCCUCUUCGCAACUAGACUUUCUUAAGAAAAAUUUCACGUACGAAACCAUUCAGUUCGGAGAGUUUUUAGAUCGAGCCUCAAGAGUUGGAGUUGAACCAAAGGAGUAUUACUACCUCAGAUCUAUCGGUAGUGAUCGGAGGGGGAGAGAGAUUGCAGAUAUUCAGAAACAGUUUCCAGAGAUUGCUGGUGACAUCAAUAUUCCGCAGUAUUUUUCUAACGAUCGCUUUUUUUCCAGCGUGUUUCGUGUGGGAUCACCUGGGGUACAGUUGUGGACCCAUUAUGAUGUGAUGGACAACAUUCUGAUCCAGGUCAAAGGUCGUAAGAGGAUGGUGCUUUUUAGGCCUAGUGACGCCUUAAACAUGUACCUGGUAGGAGACAAGUCAGAAGUUUUGGACAUUGACAAUCCAGACGUGGAAAAGUUUCCCAAAUUCAAACUUGCUGAAAGGCAUGAAUGUUUCUUGGAGGCGGGCGAUAUAAUGUUUAUCCCUGCAUUGUGGUUUCACAAUGCUCUUGCCCUUGAUUUUGGAAUAGCAGUUAAUGUAUUUUGGAGACAUUUGGAAGUUGACAUGUAUGAUAAAAAUGAUCCUUAUGGAAAUAAGGACAUCGUGCCUGCUGCUAGAGCGCUGCAGAUGGUGGGAAACGCCUUGAAGGCGCUCCAACCAUUGCCUGGUGAAUACAGAGAUUUCUACACCCGGAGACUUAUCAGCUCGCUACAGUCGAGUCUCCAGCGGGAUUGAAAAAUUUGUUUAUAAAUAAUUAUGUACAUAUGGAUGAAAAUAUCCUGUGUUUUAACCACAGGUAUUUAUUAUUUUGUCUGAGGCGAACUUGUAAAAAGAGUACUAGUGUUGUCAAAUAAAUUUUAUUUAUUUUAA
Messenger RNA from Bacillus rossius redtenbacheri, 1134 nucleotides. RefSeq names its product tRNA wybutosine-synthesizing protein 5-like. Gene Ontology annotation, molecular function: 2-oxoglutarate-dependent dioxygenase activity; tRNA binding. The transcript has 2 exons. Lineage: Eukaryota; Metazoa; Arthropoda; Insecta; Phasmatodea; Bacillidae. Bases 85 to 999 code for a protein of 304 amino acids. The record is from RefSeq and is a predicted model, not a curated record. Gene Ontology annotation, biological process: wybutosine biosynthetic process.